Molecule: messenger RNA, 2189 nt
Organism: Mycena citricolor
Lineage: Eukaryota; Fungi; Basidiomycota; Agaricomycetes; Agaricales; Mycenaceae
Source: the annotation of a GenBank genome assembly
GUGUGACCAUUGCUGGAUUGGUCUGGGGUUCACAAAUAGAAAACGUUGUAUGCCGGCAAAGUUCUAAUUGUCAAUGAGGCCACCAAAGUCCUGGUCCAGCCGGUCUUGUGAGCGGCCAUGGCAUGCAUCUUCCUUGCUUGACGUUACACGUGCGACAGCGGUAGAGCUUGCUUAUGCGAUGAUCGCUACGUCAUAGAGCAAUUCUUCUCCAAAUUCUUGGUGCUCUUCGGUGCAAGAUCAUCCAUCGUGGAUGCAAAGAAGCCUUCUCAGACACUCACUCGCAUCUUUCUCGCGCGUUCAAUCAAUCUCCCUCCGCUUCAUGUCGACGACCGAAAGAAAAACCGAGCUCGCGGAAUCGCUGGCUGAGAUCCGCGCACGGGUGCAAGACGUUACGAAGCCCACGAGCACCCCCACUCUUGUUGCCGUAUCAAAGUACAAACCCGCAUCCGACAUUCAGUCGUGUUAUGACCUGGGGCAGCUCGACUUCGGAGAAAACUACGUGCAGGAGCUGGAGGACAAGGCGAAGGAGCUUCCUGCAGAUAUCAGAUGGCACUUCAUCGGCACCCUGCAAUCCAAUAAAGCGAAGAUCCUAGCCGCCAUCCCCAACCUGUACUCGAUCCAAACUCUUACGUCCGCGAAAACAGCCACGGCUCUCAACAAACUUCUGCCGGACGAGCGGUCCGAGCCGCUAAACAUCCUCAUUCAGGUGAACACUUCCGGCGAAGACUCCAAGUCCGGCCUCAACCCACUCGAUGCAUCAGACGCCGACGCCGACGCCGAGCUCACACAACUAGCCAAGCACAUCAUCUCGACGUGCCCAAAGCUACGGCUUCAGGGUCUCAUGACGAUCGGUGCCAUCGAGCAGUCGCUCAGUGCGGGUGACCAGAACGCCGACUUCGAUCGACUGGUGCGCACACGGGAUGUGUUAUCGGGGGUGCUUGAGAGGGAGUUUGGGCUGAGUGGCUGGGGUGCUGAUGGCAACGGCCGUCUGCUGUUGAGCAUGGGCAUGUCCAGCGACUUCGAAGCUGCUCUCAAAGCCGGGAGUGACAUAGUCAGAGUCGGGACGGGCGUCUUUGGCGCUCGAGCCAAGAAAACAUGAAUCUACCUGCCAUCGUACUCGUUGUUCUGACCACGGAUUUGCUCACGGAUCGAUGAAUCUACGACUGUUGACGCGCCCUGAUCGGCGAUCCAGCCUGAUCGAAUGGCAAGACAAUAUGCGAAUUCAUCCCUUGGUCUUUCACAAGGGAUCAACUCUGGGACCCACUUCGCCCUCGUACUAGCAAGCUGUUGUGCUGCAAAUCGGGCCGAUCCAAUUCGGUGGCCGAUUGCCCUUUUGUAUAAGAGAGGCCGAUCGCUUCUGACACCUAACUAGGAUACUCACGAUCAUGACCGAAGCCCCAUUGCACCGGCUAUCGAAAGCAUUUCUGAGACAGCCUUUGCGGCAGCCACCCGCGUACUGCACCGUCUGCCAGUUGGGCUCGAUGUCGAUCUUCCCUAGUCGCGCGUCGGGAAUGCCUGUCACUGGCCAGCGUGCGGUCGGGCCCCUCCGCCCAAAGCAAGCUCAGAUUUCCACGGCGGACCAUGACAACAGCGACGCACGGCUGCGCGUCCAAGGGUAGAACUGGCUAAGUUUAUUACGGCCAAGUCUUGUUGACUCGACACCUGCGUUAGUGGUUAUGUUUCUAUUAGAUGAUUCUACCCACCUCCGAAUGAGCGGGUCCCUUGAGUGUCAUAGUAGCCCGAGUCUUGAAAAAGACAAUUGUUCCCCGCAGUGUUGACGGGGUCGGGUCUUGUACUAGACCUAGACCCCGGGGUCUUGGGUCGGGUCUUGGUCGGGUCUACCCGUUGACAAUUUUUGGCAAGGUCUACUGGGGUCUUGUCCCAAUUGGGCAGCUUCGUCAUGGAAGAAUCAUUUUUGCUCACGCCCAGCAAUGUGCAAGUCAAAACCACUCAUGUUGCAAGGGACACCUGGGACUCAUCGUAGAGUUGAGGGCUGGUCCUGGGCCACCUUUGAAAAAGGCCCCAUGUUCAAGACAAACAAGAUGAAAUGCGAGGCGCGCUGCCUUGGGGAGCUUGUGUAAGCUCAAGCAGGCCGCACUAUGUGCAGAGCAUGAGAAAAACAUUAUUGUGGAAAGGUUUUCUCUGAAAUGUGGAGACUAGUUACUGUUUGAAUAUCAUCAAGUUUGUCC